AUGCUUCCCGCAUGGGCUGUCAGACCAGCCUUCCGCUCGCUGCCGGGCCUCCGAGGUCCUUCAUUGAGUUCGCAUCACCUUCCGAGACAAUGGUACUCCGACAAGAAAACCGCCGGCGCGCCGGUCACGCCCUCCACCGCCGAACAUGACCUCCCCGACCACCGAAAGCUGGGCAUUCGGCAGGAGCUCUUCACCACCUCCGUCUACAGUCCCGGCUCGCCGAUAUUCCUCCCGAACGGCACGCGGGUCUUUAACCGCCUGGUGGACUUCCUGCGGCGGCAGUACGUCCACUACGGCUUCGAAGAGGUCAUCACACCAAACAUCUACAAGAAGUCCCUGUGGGAGCGAUCGGGCCACCUGCAAAACUACGCCGACGACAUGUACACCGUCACCAGCCGUGCGCGCGCUCCCGAGGAGAAGGCAGCUGGCUGCUGCGGGGCCGACGGCAGGAGCCCGCCGCACGAGGGCAGCGGCGAGACAGCCCGGACGGCCGAGGGCGAGGACGACGACUACGGCCUCAAGCCCAUGAACUGUCCGGGCCACUGCCUCAUUUUCGCCUCCAAGACUAGGAGCUACCGCGACCUGCCCAUCCGCUUCGCCGACUUUAGCCCGCUGCACCGCAACGAGAUCUCGGGGGCGCUUAGCGGCCUGACGCGCGUGCGUCGGUUCCACCAGGACGAUGGCCACAUAUUCUGCCGGCCGAUCCAGAUCCGCGAGGAAGUUUUCAAGACGCUCGACUUCAUGAAGACGGUCUACGGCGCGCUGGGGCUGGAUUACUUCGACUUCGCGCUGUCGACGCGGCCGGCCGACCACUACAUCGGCACGGAUGCCGAGUGGGAGCGGGCGGAGGGGCAGUUGCGCGAUGCGCUGGAGCAGGCCGGGCUGAAGUAUACCGUCAAGGAAGGGGACGGUGCCUUCUACGGCCCAAAGAUCGAUGUCAUGCUCCACGAUUCCCACGGGAAGUCGCAUCAAGCCGGUACGAUCCAGCUCGACUUCCAGCUUCCGCAGAGGUUCAAUCUCGAGUACAAAGCGCCGGCGCCCAAAUUGGAGGCUCAGGGGUUGCCGCUGGAGAAGGCUGACCCGGCCGAGCUCGAGACAUACGGGUCAGUCACACCCGUCAUGGUGCACCGAGCCAUCUUGGGCUCCGUCGAGCGUCUAAUGGCGCUACUGAUCGAGGAGUACAAGGGCAAGUGGCCCUUCUGGCUCAACCCCCGCCAGUGUGUUAUCCUGACCCUGAACGACACGGAGCCCGUGGUCCGUUGGGCGUCCGAGAUCAAAGACACCUUGACGGGUCACGACCGCGUGAGGGACCCGAACAAGCCGGUACAACCCCGUCCGACGGGUUUUGCGGUCGAUAUCGACGUGAGCCCACGGUCGCUGCAGAAGAAACUAGCAGAGGCGAUUGAGAAGGGGUACGGCCUCAUCGCCGUCGUGGGAAAGAAAAACGUCGAGAACCAAACCGUGACGGUACAAACGGGCGAGCGGCCCAGCGAGAACGGCGACAAGAAGAAGCCUCGGGAGGACCUGUCGGCCAUGGGUUUGCGCCUCAAGAUGCAAGAAAUGGUUGAGACGUACCAGUAG
Molecule: messenger RNA, 1581 nt
Organism: Colletotrichum graminicola M1.001
Lineage: Eukaryota; Fungi; Ascomycota; Sordariomycetes; Glomerellales; Glomerellaceae
Product: threonyl-tRNA synthetase
Exons: 1
Coding region: 1-1581 (526 amino acids)
Biological process (GO): threonyl-tRNA aminoacylation
Cellular component (GO): cytoplasm
Molecular function (GO): threonine-tRNA ligase activity; ATP binding
Source: RefSeq, a predicted model, not a curated record